Messenger RNA from Malurus melanocephalus (red-backed fairy wren), 344 nucleotides. It is a transcript of the gene PYURF, whose product is annotated as PIGY upstream open reading frame. The transcript has 2 exons. The record is from RefSeq and is a predicted model, not a curated record. Lineage: Eukaryota; Metazoa; Chordata; Aves; Passeriformes; Maluridae. The coding region runs from base 18 to 344 and encodes 108 amino acids.
CGGCGGAAGCGGCGGCCAUGCUGCGCGSUCCGGCCGCGCUGUGCCUGCUGCGGCCCCGGGCGGCUCCGGGCGGCUCCGCGCACGGCCGGCAGUGCCACCGAGAGCGAGAGCGGGAGCAGGGCUCGGGCCCAGCGCGGCCGCAGCCACCGGAGCCGUCGCUGCUGCGCUUCCUGGUGUGCCCGCUCUCCAAGCGGCCGCUGAGGUACGAAGAAGCUACGAACGAGCUGAUUAACGACGAGCUGGGCAUCGCGUACCCCAUCAUCGACGGCAUCCCGAACAUGGUUCCGGAGGCUGCCAGGAAGACGCACAAGAAGCCGCCGGCCGAGGGCUCGGAGCAGCCCUGA